Apis florea (little honeybee) is the source of this 1261-nucleotide messenger RNA. RefSeq names its product DNA primase large subunit. Gene Ontology annotation, cellular component: alpha DNA polymerase:primase complex. NCBI's taxonomy places the organism in Eukaryota, Metazoa, Arthropoda, Insecta, Hymenoptera, Apidae. Gene Ontology annotation, biological process: DNA replication, synthesis of primer; DNA replication initiation. The record is from RefSeq and is a predicted model, not a curated record.
CAUUGUUACGUAUCGUUAUGUUAUCGUCGUGCAAUAAAAAUUAUUUUCUUAAAUUUUCAAUAAUAUUUCUUUAUAUUAAAUAUUAUACAAUAAAAUUAUAGAUAGAUUAAAAGUUAAUUAAGUAUGGAAUGCAUUACAUUUCAACCUAGUAUGAAAAUUAACAAAUUCCUAAUUAUAUAUAUUUGCAUGAUUUGCAAAUGUAUAUUAUACCUCCAUCUGGAUAUAUUAAAUUAGAAGAAUUAUAUCAAUGGUGUAUUGAUAGAUUAAAGGUUUUAGAAUUAGUAAACAAAAUAUCAAAACAAUAUUAUGAAGUGAGGCAAUGUCGUAUUGCUUUAAUUAAAGAAUUGGAAAAAAAUGAUUUAAUUAAGUUUGCAAAACUUAUAAAUAUGUCUAAUUAUGAAAUUUCACAAAGUAAAAAACAGCUUCUAAGAAAAAAUGAUUCUAUAUCACAUUUUAUUUUGAGAUCAGCAUUUUCUUUAGAACAUAAGAAAAGGCAAUGGUUUUUUAAACAAGAAGUAAAAUUAUUUAAAUGGAGACUUUCUUUUUUGAAUAAAAAAGAUAUAAAACUCUUUAAUUAUAUUAAUGGAAUUCAAUUUCCUUCUGUUUCUGAACAGGAAAAACAAAAAAUUAAAAAAGACUUAGAAAUGUUUUGUUUUGUCAAUGAAAAUAUUAAUAUUAUAAAUUUUUAUAAAGUAUAUUUUACUAAUGUAACAAAUCUGGUUGCAAAACGACAAGUAUUUUUGAAAAAUGGAAUUGCUUACGUACCAGAAACAAAAGUUUAUUGGAUAAUUUUUUCUGAAUUUAAAAAAAGAUUAAAUGAAGGUUUUGCUUAUUCAAGGACAACAGUAUCAAAUAUUUAUGGUGAUGAAAGAAUAACAAAAAUAUUUAAUAUACUUCAAAAUUAUAUUAAUAAACCAUAUCUUGAACAUAACAGAUAUAAAUAUAUAUCUAUUGAUGAGUUAGAUGAGGAAUAGGUCUUAAAUUACAUGAUGCAAUACAAUUUUGGAAAGAUGAAUUUACAAAAAAAAUUGAUGAAAGAACUUUUGAAAAACAAUAUAAAUAUGGCAUACGAUUUUUAUAUGGACAGGAAGGAAAACGUGCAGAUUAUGAACCGUUUCAUUGUUUUAAGAUAUUUAAUUCUAAUGUUGGUUUACGAGAUAAUCAUGGUUGUCCAUUUAAAUGUAUGACAUUUGAUCUACUGAAACAAACACUUUCAAAUUAUGGAUUAAUUCAUUUAGAUAUAGAAUCAAUAAUUCAACAU